Molecule: messenger RNA, 666 nt
Organism: Rhipicephalus microplus (southern cattle tick)
Lineage: Eukaryota; Metazoa; Arthropoda; Arachnida; Ixodida; Ixodidae
Source: RefSeq, a predicted model, not a curated record
AUGCAGUUCCUCGUUUGGACUGUGUGCGCUCUUGUGGCCUGCGUUGCCUACGCUGAGGAAGCUGUCAAGAAUGAAAAAGUCGAAGGACGUGGAGGCCUUCUGGGCGGUGGUCUCGGAGUCGGCGGCUACGGUACAGCUGUGGGACCCGGCCUCGAUGGUGCUGGUCUCGGCGGUGUAGGAUUCGGAUCGGCCGGUAUUGGAGGUGCUGGUCUUGGUAGCGUAGGUAUCGGAGCAGCUGGUCUCGCUGGCCAUGUAGGAGCCGGCUACGCCAGCCCAGUAGUAGCUGGCACCAGUCUCAUUGGAACCGGUGGUCUUGGCUAUGGAAGUGGUGGUGGCCUUGGUUAUGGCAAAGGUUUCCAGUCUGUCUAUGGCUCUUCGGCUGGCGGCCAGCAGGGCGGCUACCAGGGUGGUGCUGCCGGGCACGACCAGGCAACCGUAGGCUUUGGUGGUGGUGCUGCCCACAGGAACGUAAAUGCCUACAACAACAACCAGGGAUACAGCCACAUCUCAGGAUUCUCGGCCGUCGAUGGUAACAACUUCGGUUCCGGUCAGAAGCAGGGCUCUGCUAAAUUUGGAAGCGGAGCUGCUGUAAACCAGGGAGGAUAUAGACAGUCAACGUUCGGCCAGAACGCCGGUUCUGGGUUCGGCGGAGGAUACCUCGGUUAA